UUUUUGUUUUGUUUUUUCUCAUAUUGUUCAAUAAUCUUAUCAGAUUUCUACGUUCUAUGAUGGUGUUGAUUCACAUUUGACAUUAUUUUACAAAAUUUAACUUGGCCUUCUCAUAUUCAUUAAUCACACUAUUUGUUACUUCAAUAAAUAACAUCUACAGAAGAUUUUGAUUUUGAUUUUGCCUUUUCUUCUCUGUUCUGUUUCUGUCCGACUCCUUUUUCCCUUGAUAAAGUUUCAGUCUUUGCACUCAAGAAUGGCUAAAGAGAACACAGGUCAACAUCAGCAAACAGAAGCGAGAAGAAAGAAACUAACUUUGGUUCUUGGUGUAAGCGGACUCUGUAUUUUGUUUUACGUUUUAGGCGCAUGGCAAAACAACAAUGUCCCUGCAUCUUACUCCAAAAUGGGAUGCGAAACUAAAUCAAAUCCUUCUUCUUCAACCUCCUCCUCAUCUUCUGAGUCAUUAGAUUUCAAAAGUCAUAAUCAGGAUGAGUUCAAGGAAACAAACCAAACCAUCAAGUACUUUGAACCAUGUGACUUAUCCCUCAGUGAAUACACUCCUUGCGAAGAUAGACAAAGAGGAAGGAAAUUCGAUAGGAACAUGAUGAAAUAUAGAGAAAGGCAUUGUCCUUCAAAAGAUGAGCUUCUCUACUGUUUGAUUCCUCCUCCACCAAACUACAAGAUUCCAUUCAAAUGGCCCCAAAGCAGAGACUAUGCUUGGUAUGGCAACAUCCCUCAUAAAGAGCUCAGUGUUGAGAAAGCAGUCCAAAACUGGAUUCAAGUAGAAGGUGACCGGUUUAGAUUCCCUGGUGGUGGAACUAUGUUUCCCCGUGGAGCCGAUGCUUAUAUCGAUGACAUUGCUAGGCUCAUUCCUCUUACUAAUGGUGGAAUCCGAACAGCUAUUGACACUGGAUGUGGUGUUGCUAGUUUUGGUGCUUAUCUCUUGAAGAGAGACAUUAUGGCUGUGUCUUUUGCUCCAAGAGACACUCAUGAAGCUCAAGUUCAGUUUGCUUUAGAACGUGGAGUUCCUGCCAUAAUUGGAAUCAUGGGAUCAAGAAGGCUUCCUUACCCUGCUAGAGCUUUUGACCUUGCUCAUUGUUCUCGUUGUUUGAUCCCUUGGUUUAAAAAUGAUGGUUUGUACCUGAUGGAGGUGGACCGAGUUCUAAGACCGGGCGGUUACUGGAUCCUCUCGGGGCCACCGAUAAACUGGAAACAGUACUGGAGAGGUUGGGAGAGAACAGAGGAGGAUUUAAAACAAGAACAAGAUUCAAUAGAAGAUGUAGCAAAGAGUCUUUGCUGGAAGAAAGUGAUUGAAAAAGGUGACUUGUCCAUUUGGCAAAAGCCUAUCAAUCACAUUGAGUGUAAAAAGCUCAAACAAAACAACAAAUCACCUCCAAUAUGCAGCAGCUCGGACAACGCCGAUUCUGCUUGGUACAAAGACUUGGAACCUUGCGUAACACCGUUACCAAACACAAACAAUCCAGAGGAAUCAGCAGGUGGUGCGCUCGAGGAUUGGCCAGACCGAGCAUUCGCGGUACCUCCUAGGAUCAUCAGAGGUACCAUACAAGACAUCAACACCGAGAUGUUUAGAGAAGACAACGAGGUUUGGAAAGAGAGGAUAGCUCAUUACAAGAAGAUAGUCCCAGAGCUUUCACGUGGAAGAUUCAGGAACAUAAUGGACAUGAAUGCUUACCUCGGUGGUUUCGCUGCGUCGAUGCUUAAAUACCCAUCUUGGGUCAUGAAUGUUGUUCCAGUCCAUGCAGAGAAACAGACUUUAGGCGUGAUCUACGAGCGUGGAUUGAUUGGGACGUAUCAAGACUGGUGUGAAGGAUUCUCUACUUAUCCAAGAACUUAUGAUAUGAUUCAUGCAGGAGGAUUGUUCACUUUAUAUGAUAACAGAUGUGAUUUGACGCUGAUAUUGUUGGAGAUGGAUAGAAUAUUGAGACCAGAAGGAACGGUUGUGUUGAGAGAUAAUGUGGAGAUGUUGACGAAAGUAGAGAAAAUAGCGAAGAGAAUGAAGUGGAAUACUCAAAUUGUGGAUCAUGAGAAAGGUCCAUACAAUCCUGAGAAGAUUCUUGUUGCUGUUAAAACUUAUUGGACUGGUCAACCUUCUAACAACAGUAACAAUAAAUAGUGUGCCAAUUCUCUUGGCUCCACUCUCCUUUGUGUUUAUUUAUUUAUCUUUGCUUUACUAAAAUCCUGUUUUGUACUUAUUUUCUAAAAUCAUGUCUCAUGACUAUUAGGUUUAGAAUCAAACAUUUUUGAUCGAAGUUUAACUUUAAGUAAUUUAUAUAUGUUUAGUUUUAUUUAUGAAAUGUUAAGAGUAUAUAAGUGAUACGAAUUUGGCACAACUGUCCUAUUCAUUUGCUCAAAUAUCUCUCUACACCGUAACCUGUGAUUAGUAAGGGUAUUAAAAUGACAUUUCGCCUGACUCAUGAUGUGUUUGGGUUUUUUCAUGAGUUAAUCAUAUUCUAUACUAGUGGUAUUCCCGCGCAAAGCGCGGGAUAUAUUAUAUUCGGUUAAACAUAAGUUCUGUUUGUAUAUACUUACUCGUUUAUUUAUUUUAUUAAUUUAUUGUUUAUUUAAAAAACAAUUCUACUAUAUAUACUAUUUAUCAUUAAGUAUAGUUUUUUUUUUAGAUAUGUGCUGAAUUGGUCUCAAGCAGUUGAAACUAUGCAAGAAUGUUCAAUUUUCGGUUCAGUUCCAUUUUGUUUUUCUCUAUCUUUUGUUUUUUAGGUUCUAGAAAUAUAUGAACCAUUCAAUUAUUUAUGAAACUUUCUUUAGUUUUGGUUUGGUUAUUUUGAUCUUUGGUUUAGUUCGGGUACCAAUCGUAAGAACCAACUAAUAUCCAAUAAGCUUUUAGUUCUAAUUCAGUUCUGGUUUGGUUAAUUUUGGAUAAUUCAGGUAAAAGUCAGAUCUUUUCAGUUUUGGGAUUUAAUAUCGGAUAAUCCAGAUAAAUUUUAAUAUUGAAACAAAAUUAUUUUCAGAAAAAAAUGUAAUUAAAGAAAGAAAAGGGUAAAAUGGUAAAUGACCAUAUUAAAUAAAA
Messenger RNA from Brassica napus (rape), 3043 nucleotides. Its product is annotated as probable methyltransferase PMT17. The record is from RefSeq and is a predicted model, not a curated record. Lineage: Eukaryota; Viridiplantae; Streptophyta; Magnoliopsida; Brassicales; Brassicaceae. The transcript has 5 exons. Gene Ontology annotation, cellular component: endosome; cytoplasm; trans-Golgi network. The coding region runs from base 254 to 2131 and encodes 625 amino acids. Gene Ontology annotation, molecular function: methyltransferase activity.